CCCAGAGACCUGUUGAUCGCAGGUGUCACUGCCCAGACCAGCCCCUGGGUCUUGGGCGUGCGCGCAUGCUCUGCGCGGGUCGGGCGGCUGCGAGCGGCGGUGUGGCAGUCCGUCUGGGUGCGUGUCGGUGCGGCUGUCACGACGUUGGUGGGUGCCGGCGCGAGGCGGAGCCGGGCCGGCGGCACUGGAAGGCUGCGGUGCCGGGAGGCAGAGCUUCAGGAUUUGCUUUGAGGUCAUGCUGAUGAAGUAUGGAGUCACCUUUGAUAACUUCAAAGAAAAGCUGCUUCACUAAAGGAACAUAAAACAGCUGAACAGAGGGGACCUCGGGAUGCCAACGCCACACUUUUUAUCUUCGUCAUCUAUUUUUGGCCCUUCAGAACUAAUGAAUUACACAUUAAAGAAGAUGAGCUGUUCAGCAUAUUGUGUUUAGCGGUUAGACUUUUUAUCAGUGUUGUACAACUCAUAAAAUUUAAGGGUUACCAAACCUGUAAGGCCUUGUUUAAAAUAGCUUGCUUUUUAGCAUUCAGAACUUCAGCGUUUACUUUGUUUUUACUUAUGAAAGUCCUCAGAAAUGUAGCACAUCAGGAAAGAGAUGGACUUGGAAGCACACAAUUUUUACCGUGGAUUGCAGUAGAACUCGGUGGACAACUUGGGACAUAACUCAUUUUUUUCUCCAAAAUACCACAUAAGCAUCUUACUUAACUUUCAUGCAAAAGAAGUUGCUUGAAAAUGGCCUGGGUAAAAUUUUUACGGAAACCCGGUGGUAAUCUUGGAAAGGCCUAUCAGGCUGGAAGUUUGCUAUCCCUAGCCCCAACUGUAGGCUUGUUAAAUGAACCAGGACAGAACAGCUGCUUUCUAAAUAGUGCUGUACAGGUUUUAUGGCAAUUAGAUAUAUUCCGAAGAAGUCUGAGAGUUCUGACUGGACAUGUUUGUCAGGGAGAUGCCUGUAUAUUUUGCGCUUUGAAGACAAUAUUUGCACAAUUUCAACACAGUCGAGAAAAAGCGCUUCCCUCAGAUAACAUAAGGCAUGCUCUUGCAGAAAGCUUCAAAGAUGAGCAGAGAUUUCAGCUUGGCCGCAUGGAUGACGCAGCUGAGUGCUUUGAAAACAUAUUGGCAAGGAUUCAUUUUCACCUGGUACCAAGCAAGGAUGCAGACAUGUGCACCUCUAAAUCUUGUGUCACUCAUCAGAAGUUUGCCAUGACUCUGUAUGAACAGUGCGUGUGCCGCAGCUGUGGAGCAUCUUCAGACCCUCUUCCCUUUACCGAGUUCGUGCGGUACAUCUCCACAACAGCCCUGUGCAAUGAAGUUGAAAGAAUGAUGGAGAGACAUGAACGGUUUAAGCCGGAGAUGUUUGCGGAAUUGCUGCAGGCAGCAAACACAGCAGAUGACUAUCGCAAGUGUCCUAGUAACUGUGGCCAGAAAAUAAAAAUCCGUCGUGUUUUGAUGAAUUGCCCAGAGAUUGUUACAAUUGGAUUGGUCUGGGAUUCCGAGCACUCUGACCUGACUGAAGAUGUUGUUCGGACUCUAGCCACACAUCUCUACCUUCCUGGGCUUUUUUACAGGGUGACUGAUGAAAGUGCCACAGAUAGCGAACUGCACCUUGUUGGUGUGAUCUGUUACACCAGCCGACACUAUUGUGCCUUUGCCUUCCACACCAAGAGCUCCAAGUGGGUGUUCUUUGACGAUGCACACGUCAAGGAGGUUGGAACCAGGUGGAAAGAUGUGGUCUCCAAAUGCAUACGAUGCCACUUACAGCCGCUUUUGCUGUUUUAUGCGAACCCAGACGGCACAGCAGUCUCUACUGAGGAUGCACUCAGGCAGGUUGUCCACUGGUCACAUUACAAAUCAGUUGCAGAAAAUAUGGGAUGUGAAAAGCCUAUCAUUUACAAACCAGAAAGUUCAAAGGAAAGUGGACUUGGUGGUCAGGCAAAACAGAGAGAGAAUCACAAAUUUCAAACUGAUAAUAUUUCAUCAUUUAACCGGAGCCAAAUGCAGACAAGUGGAAGGAGAGGACCAGUUAAGUCAAGCCAUGAUCAAAGAGAAAGGAUGAAAGAUAUUUCCAGAGAAUGUGCUCUGAAAGCUAUUGAACAGAAAAAUGCACUUUCUUCUCAGCGGAGAGAUUUAGAAAAAGGACAAAGGAAAGAUCCAGGCCGACAAAGGGAUUUGGUUGAUGAAGAUCUUUCACCUUUCAAGUCUGGAUCACCUCCUGCCCCAGAUGGCUUUAGACAACAAGGGAACCCUCAUCUCUACCACAGCCAAGGCAAAGGACCCUACCAACAUGACCGAGCUGCCCAGGAGAGCCACACUUCUGGAAAAAUGUUAAGUUCAAGCAAAUCCCAGAAUCUUCUUGUUUCUGGAGAGAAAACAACAGGCAAAGCGAAGAGUGACAGUGGCACUGGCUAUGACACAGACAGCAGCCAAGAUUCAAGGGACAAAGGAGGCAGCUGCAGUAGUAGGGCUAAAAGCCGCCACCGUGCUUGGAAACCGAUGAGAGAAACAUUAAAUGUUGAUAGUGUUUUUAGUGAAAGUGAAAAAAAGCAACAUAGUCCAAGGCGUAAGUCAGAUAUCAGUAACAGACCUAAAUGUAGCAAGGAUCAGAGUUUUAAUAAUUGGACAAAAGCAAACCCAAAGCAAAAAGGGUUAAUGACCAUAUAUGAAGAUGAAAUGAAGCAGGAGGCAGGAAACAGAAGUUCCCUCGAAACUAAUGGAAAAGGAGCAGAGAAAAGUACUGGCGCCACAGAGAGCAGGACUGGUAACAGCUGGCAGAUGCAAAGGACAGAGUCUGGGUAUGAAAGCAGCGACCAUGUCAGUAACGGAUCUGCUAAUUUGGACUCGCCUGUUGUUGAUGGAAGUGGAGCAGCGGCGGAUAUCAGUGGAGGGAAAGCCUUCAGUGAGCAGGUUAAGAUGAGCGAUCGCAAUGUAGACAGUGCGGAGUGCAUGUCUCACCAGAGCAGAGACCUCCUAGAAGGCGUUCGAAAAGCAGCCCAGGCCUUGGAAGCAGGUGACAGACAUCUCGAGCUUCACUCAGAAUCACAUGUGCAAAUAAAAAACCAUUUGAUAAAAAGGUCACAUAUCAGUGAAACCAAUGACAAGUUAUUUCCUUCAACCAACCCACAAACGCUUAAGGACCAUAUUGCAAGAGAACAUGUCUACCAGGCAAAUGAACAGAAAGUGGAAAAAACAAAUGGGGCUAAGUUUUCUGAGUGGUGUAAUACAGAAGAUUCUGAAGGAACAGGCUUGCCAUUUCAUGUUGAUGACAGUUCUGUGGUGGGGAAGAGAGUCAACAGCAAUGAAACAGUCUUACCAUCUUCAUUGUCUUCACAUGUGAGAACUACUGGGCUAAAGCCUGAAACUGGACCCCUCAUAUUCUGGCCACAGCAAAACAUCACAGAACAGUGUUACUCUGAGAACUCUCUAUCCAGAGAACAUAAGCCUCAGUCAGCCUGCAAUACUGAUAGUAGUCAGAUGCCAAAACUUCACUGCCACCGUUCACCACCCCCUUUGCCACCAAAGAAAUACUCUACAACCAGUGUGCCACAGGUAGAGAGAGCUGGAUUUAUACCUGGUGUCAGACUUACAGAAGCAUGUAGUGCUAACUCUUCCAGUUUUCCAAAGCACAGCUCGAGUACAGCCUCCGGAACAAGUUUAGAAGGGAGUGUGCACAUGAUCCACGAAAGAGAUAAAGAAACUAUUCCGGUGAAGCAGCAUGCUGCCAACAGCUACCCCUCCAACUGUUCACCUGAUUCCCAGGCAAACUCAAAAGCAGUAGUCAGUGCAUUCUGCCAACCAGAUCAAGACUCUAGUUCUGUGUGCCCAAAUGAAACAAUUUCACUGACUACCUAUUUCUCAGUUGAUAGUUGCAUGACUGAUACAUACAGACUGAAGUACCAUCAGAGACCCAAGCUCUGUUUUCCAGAGAGCAGUGGCCAUUGUAAUAAUAACUCACUAUUUCAGACUGAGCAAGUAGAGGGAUCCAUUACAUAAUGGUCAUCUUGGUUCACCCUGCCCUUCUGAACAGAGAUACAAACCCUGGAAUGCAUUGUAAGAUAAAUGAGUCAGCCAUUAGAAAUACCAACUGACCAAAUCUAAGGAUAUAUAAAACAAAAACUUGUAUUGUGAAAAUCAGUCAGGUUAACCUGAUAAAUUUUUAUGAUCAAUUUAUCCAAUAUUUUAGAAAUUUCCUUUUAGUGGUCUUGGUAUACCUUGAAAAGUAAGGGAGUAUAUAAUUUAAUUUAUUGUAUGUAACAGUUGAGCAAACACCAUGCCUCCUGUUAUUUGGCUGUAGAUGUGUAAUUAUCAUACUAACUAGUAUUUAAUGUUGGUUGGUGCAUUUUGCUAAUUAAGAAAUGCAGUGUGUCUAGGGAAAGCAGUAUUUGCUUUUAACAGAGCACUUUCUAGUGGGUAACCAAAGAUGGCUCUACCCACAUGCUUUUGACUUCUGUGAUAGUCUAGUACAUAUGAUCAUUCAAGUGUCUUAAAACUGCCCAUGGAUUUCUUAUGUUACCAUCUGAAAAGCAUUUGCCUUAAUGAUCAAAAAAUUUUUAAUUAAAAUCUCAAGGUCAUAAAAUUUAUUUUGUUCCUAGAACUUUUCAGAAUAUCUCCUUAACAUAAAUUAGCCUUUGUAAUUUGUACUCAAAUAUCUCAGUCAUAUAAGUUAAAAGUAAAAAUAUAGUAGUAUAUUAUUUAUCUUGUUAAAUUGUUUUAUAGCUUUAUAUGAAAUGUGAAAGGUCUUCCCUUUGGUUUGAUUUACUUUAGGCUGCUAAUAACCAGUGUUACAAAUUAACAUUGGACUUUCUUAUUGGGACUGUCACUACUGCUUUGAUCACUUAAAGAUUGCUAAAGAUUGUCAGUGUUUUUACUGUUGAGGCUUCCAAAUUAAAUUUCUGCCUUUAUAUAAAGGUUUAAUGUUAAUGAAAUGUCAGUCAUUCUUUUUCUUUUUUUCUCUUAAAUAGUAACUAUCUCCACUACCAUCAAGAGUGGAGUUUAAUUAUACUAAAAGGGAUUUUAUUAUUAUGUUGAAAGUAAAUUGGCUGAAUUGCCUUAUUAUUUUAUUUUGUAACAUUUAUAAUAUCUUUAAAUGGGCAAGGUUCAUAAUCAUGACUUUAAAAAUCAGUAGCUUGACAAGGCCCAUAAAUUGUUAAAACCCCAAAGUGUAUUUAAGAAAAGUACUUUGAGAUAAACUGAAAAUUGAUUAUAAAAGUCUGAAUUCACACUGUCAUCAGUUCUUGGCCAAAUAUUGUUUUUAUUGUUCUUUUCUAGCACAAUAGUUGGUGAUCAUUACUUUAUAUUUUCUUCAGGAACACUUGAAUAUCAAAGUUAAAAUUUAUCCUUAAAGCUUAUUUUUUAACAGCUUUUAAUAUGGAGAGUUUGUAAAUAAUGUAAAGUUUGUAAAGUUGUAUUUGAAAAGUCAGUGUUUAUAGUUCUUGCUUUUAUAACGUUGUAAAAUACUAGAAAAGAGCUUGUUAUUUUUAAUAGCUUUUAAAAAGUUUUUUAAGUUUUAAAAAAAAAUCUAUUUGGUCCAUAUUUCCUAUUGGGAAUGUAUUAUUUGACAUUAAACUAAUUUCUGAAUUUUACAGCAGUUUCAUAGAUGUCACCUUUUCAACUCAGUUCAGUUUGCAAACAGAAAUGUCAUUUCUUAUUUUAAUACACUACUCAGUUAAAACCCUCUGUAUUAUGUAAUAUUGACUGAAGUAGAAACUGAUCAUUUGUUGAUUCAACACAGAAUAGAUUCAGUACUUAUUGGCUAAUUAAUUGUGUAAAUUCCUUCUUCUCUGGUGCCUAUUUUUAACCAAUAUUUCCUUGUUAUAAGCUUGUAACUUCUUAAUGUAAUCAUGUUUCAAAUAGUUAUCUCCAGAAUAUUAUAUUUUCAUGUGAAAUCAAUUUCUUCUAGCUCAAAAAAAAAUUGAGAAAUUUAAUUUCUUUGUAUUUAUGGACUGUGGUCUCCUUCCACACAUCACACAAAUAAUGGGAAACAUUUAAAAAAAUUAAAGAUCACAAAAUGUUAGCCCAGGAUGUUCCUAAAAUUUAAAUCCCAAAGUCAGAACCACAGCUCUUAGAGAAACUGGCAACUGUUCUAUAGAUGGCAAGAUGUCAAUGAUUUAGACCAUGAAUAGAAAAUCCUGGAACAACUACACAGCUUUUUGGGUUGAAAACAGCCUUACACAAUUUGUAAUGGGUGCAUAGGACUGCUUUUCAAUAAAACUUUAUCAAAAUCAAA
Messenger RNA from Meriones unguiculatus (Mongolian gerbil), 6217 nucleotides. It is a transcript of the gene Usp53, whose product is annotated as ubiquitin specific peptidase 53. Gene Ontology annotation, molecular function: cysteine-type deubiquitinase activity. Gene Ontology annotation, cellular component: cell-cell junction. Gene Ontology annotation, biological process: sensory perception of sound; protein deubiquitination; response to auditory stimulus. Bases 730 to 3984 code for a protein of 1084 amino acids. NCBI's taxonomy places the organism in Eukaryota, Metazoa, Chordata, Mammalia, Rodentia, Muridae. The record is from RefSeq and is a predicted model, not a curated record. The transcript is spliced from 16 exons.